AUGCUCGCCACAUACUUUGAAGUUGAUGAGGAAGAAAUAAACAAAGAGGAUUAUGUUUUUCGAUAUGAUGCCAAUUUUCCAAUUGAUUCAAAAUAUGAUGUAAAGCAUGCUAACAAGUCCGAGUCUCCUGAGGAGUUUGGGAAGUUUGGUGAAAAUCGUGCUAGAUAUGGCCAAUUUGAUCCCAUCCUUGAAAAGAUGAACCAACGGCGAAUGGCUCGACAGAGACCUGGUUCAGGAAAUGGUGCUAGUUCCGAGAUGAUGCAUCUUUUUGAAGAGAGUCAUGACACAUUAUUAGAUGGAAUGGAUGUAAAAUUGAAGAAUGCUGCCACAUACUUUGAAGUUGAUGAGGAAGAAAUAAACAAAGAGGAUUAUGCUUUUCGAUAUAAUGCCAAUUUUCCAAUUGAUUCAAAAUAUGAUGUAAAGCAUGCUAACAAGUCCGAGUCUCCCGAGGAGUUUGGGAAGUUUGGUGAAAAUCGUGCUAGAUAUGGCCAAUUUGAUCCCAUCCUUGAAAAGAUGAAACAAUGGCGAAUGGCUCGACAGAGACCUGGUUCAGGAAAUGGUGCUAGUUCUGAGAUGAUGCAUCUUUUUGAAGAGAGUCAUGACACAUUAUUAGAUGGAAUGGAUGUAAAAUUGAAGAAUGCUGCCACAUACUUUGAAGUUGAUGAGGAAGAAAUAAACAAAGAGGAUUAUGUUUUUCGAUAUGAUGCCAAUUUUCCAAUUGAUUCAAAAUAUGAUGUAAAGCAUGCUAACAAGUCCGAGUCUCCUGAGGAGUUUGGGAAGUUUGGUGAAAAUCGUGCUAGAUAUGGCCAAUUUGAUCCCAUCCUUGAAAAGAUGAAACAACGGCGAAUGGCUCGACAGAGACUUGGUUCGAGAAAUGGUGCUAGUUCCGAGAUGAUGCAUCUUUUUGAAGAGAGUCAUGACACAUUAUUAGAUGGAAUGGAUGUAAAAUUGAAGAAUGCUGCCACAUACUUUGAAGUUGAUGAGGAAGAAAUAAACAAAGAGGAUUAUGCUUUUCGAUAUGAUGCCAAUUUUCCAAUUGAUUCAAAAUAUGAUGUAAAGCAUGCUAACAAGUCUCGAGUCUCCCGAGGAGUUUGGGAAGUUUGGUGA
Molecule: messenger RNA, 1107 nt
Organism: Sphenostylis stenocarpa
Lineage: Eukaryota; Viridiplantae; Streptophyta; Magnoliopsida; Fabales; Fabaceae
Source: the annotation of a GenBank genome assembly